This is a messenger RNA of Cicer arietinum (chickpea), 2284 nucleotides long. Its product is annotated as (-)-kolavenyl diphosphate synthase TPS28, chloroplastic. The record is from RefSeq and is a predicted model, not a curated record. Gene Ontology annotation, cellular component: chloroplast. NCBI's taxonomy places the organism in Eukaryota, Viridiplantae, Streptophyta, Magnoliopsida, Fabales, Fabaceae. Gene Ontology annotation, molecular function: terpene synthase activity; magnesium ion binding. Gene Ontology annotation, biological process: gibberellin biosynthetic process.
UGAUAAAUUUACUUCAUAUUCAUAUAGGUAUACAUCCCCUCCGAAUUAUCGAAAGAAACCAUGAUAGGAAUUUUGAUGGAUUUCGACCGAUAUACUCACAAGAAUACUAUGUUAAUGAAGUUUCUCAGGAUAUCGCACCUUCCAUGGAAUGGCUUGAGAUUGUGAAGAAGGAUAAAAAAGAUGAGGAAUAUAUUUUCCAGGUUUUUGUGACCAACGAGAUUAGGAAGAGGAUAAAUGGGGUGAAAUUGAUGUUGAGGUCCAUGGAAGAUGGAGAGAUAAGCAUAUCAGCUUAUGACACAGCUUGGGUUGCUCUUGUUAAAAAUGUUGAUGAUGAAAAUAAACCACAAUUUCCAUCUUCUCUUCAAUGGAUUGCUAAUAAUCAGCUUCCUGAUGGUUCUUGGGGAGAUGAAUUAUUUGUGGCCCAUGAUCGCAUUCUCAACACUUUGGCUUGUGUUAUUGCCUUGACAACAUGGAAUAUGCACCCCCACAUGUGUGAAAAAGGAAUGCAAUUUUUUGUGGAAAAUCUAAAGAAGCUUCAGGAUGAGAAUGCUGAGCACAUGCCAAUCGGGUUUGAAGUUGCUUUCCCAUCUCUUCUCAAUAUAGCUCGAAGUUUGAAUAUUGAAGUGCCAGAUGAUUCUCCUAUCUUGAAAGAAAUAUUUUCAAUGAGAGACCAAAAGCUCAAAAAAAUACCAAGAGAGGUGUUGCACAAGGUGCCCACAACAUUGCUUCAUAGUUUAGAGGGAAUGCAAAAUUUGGAUUGGAAGCAACUUCUAAAGCUGCAAUCCCAAGAUGGUUCAUUCUUGUUCUCUCCAUCCUCCACAGCUUUUGCUCUUAUGAAUACCAAAGAUGAAAAUGCUCUCAACUACCUCCACAAAAUAGUCAACAAAUUCAAUGGAGGAGUUCCGAAUGUCUUCCCAGUGGAUUUGUUUGAACACAUGUGGGCUGUCGAUAGGCUAGAGCGCCUUGGAAUUUCUAGAUAUUUUCAGCAAGAGAUCAAGGACUCUGUCAAUUAUGUAUUAAGAUAUUGGACCGACAAGGGUAUUUGUUGGGCAAGGAAUUCAGAGGUUCAAGAUAUUGAUGACACUGCAAUGGGAUUUAGACUCCUAAGGUUGCAUGGCCACCAAGUUUCACCUGAUGUGUUCAAGCAUUUUGAGAAAAGUGGUGAGUUUGUGUGCUUUCCUGGGCAGCUAAACCAAGCUGUGACAGGCAUGUUCAAUUUGUAUAGAGCUUCUCAAGUGCUAUUUCAUGGAGAAAAUAUUCUUGAGAAUGCUAAGGAUUUCUCAGCCAAAUUUUUAGCUGAGAAACGUGCUUCUAAUCAACUCUUAGAUAAAUGGAUCAUAACCAAAGAUUUACCUGGCGAGGUGGGGUAUGCUUUGGAUGUGCCCUGGUAUGCAAGCUUACCACGAUUGGAGACAAGAUUUUACCUUGAACAAUAUGGUGGUGAAAAUGAUGUUUGGAUUGGCAAGACCCUUUAUAGGAUGCCUUAUGUGAACAAUGAUGUUUAUCUUGAGCUUGCAAAAUUGGAUUACAACAACUGUCAAGCAGUGCUUUAUAAAGAAUGGGAAGAAGAAAUCCAAAGGUGGUUAAACAAGAACAAGAGAGAGGAGAAACUCCUGGAAAUUUUACUGACAACCCUUGAUCACCUUGGCUACCAAAUGUUUAGGCGUCAUUACCAAGAAAAUUCUCAUUAUUUGAAUCAAAUGUGGCAAAGUUGGUUUUCAAGCUGGAAGAAUGAAGGAAACAGAUCCCAAAGAGAAGCAGAGCUACUUGUGCAAACCAUAAAUUUAACCACUGGCUAUUGGUCAGAAGAACUACAGCUCAAUCCUCAGUACCAGAAAUUGCUUGAAGUCACUAACAGAGUCUGUCUUAGCCUCAGAAAUUACCAAAAUAACAAGGUUCAUAGUAGCAUCAAAACCCCAAAAAUAGAGUCAGAAAUGCAAGAACUUGUGCAAUUGGUACUUCAGAACUCUCCAAAUGGCUUACAGUCAAAUAUCAAGAAUUCAUUCCUAAUAGUGGCUAAGAGUUUUUACUAUGCAGCAUACUGUGACCAAGAGACCAUUCACUCUCAUAUUGAUAAAGUUCUCUUUCAAAAAGUGAUCUGAAACAAUUAGUGACUAGUAAUAGUAUUUCAAAACUAGUGUCACAGGUCACAUUACUUGAUUAUAUUUUUUCCCCUUCCUUCUAGUCUUAUUGGGAUUUUAACUUUAAAUGACCAAGAUGGAAUUUCUAAUGUUUGGAUUUCAAAUAAACUGACAUUAAAGGGGAUUUUACUCAUAAAUUUUCA